This is a messenger RNA of Hymenoscyphus albidus, 801 nucleotides long. The record is from the annotation of a GenBank genome assembly. NCBI's taxonomy places the organism in Eukaryota, Fungi, Ascomycota, Leotiomycetes, Helotiales, Helotiaceae.
AUGCCGCUGAUGCCAGUAUUGGUGAACUGUGUUUACAUUAACUCGCGUCACAGUAGUUCACGAAAGGGUAAGUGAAUAUUAUUGAAGAAUUGCGUAUUGCCAUUAUAGAAUUGAAAUGACUAACGUGAUUCACUUGCCUCAAUCAAAUCUUGUAUUCAAGCCACAUUUGCUUUUAUAGAAACGCAAAUGCCGUUCAUUUACUUGUCAUCAUACUAGCGCUGGGAGUAUAAAUAGGUAAUUUGGCGUUUGAAUGGGUAAUCAAGAAAGCUUUUCGGGCACCAGUUUUGUGAUUCACAAGAUCCUCCGAUCAACUUGAUCCCUACUUGGAACUCUUUUGAAUCUGAGCUUCUCACCAAGAACAAUUUCGUAAUUUUGUUAUCCCUAACAAGCAACACCAUCAGCGCACCAAGAACCGCAAUCAGAAUAUCAAAGUCAAAAUCCACUUUCGAACCCAAGUCCACGUAUAGACGACCUGCACUCUCAGAUCCAAAGGUAUCCUUCAAAACCCUACUCAAAGCCCUCUAUCGCAUCGAGUAUGAGAGAACAUACCAUAAACCACCACCAAAAGCCAAAGAGUUUCCCUACAUCACCAUGGAACCGAUUUUACCCCGGCUGGAGCCCGACGCUUACAAAAGAAUAGCGCAAAGAUUGAAUUACUUGCGCGCUUUGGAUUUUAUACGGGAAAGAAACAACGAUCGGGUAGAAAGCAAAUGGACUGUCACCAGUUCAAUAAAAAGCAAUUGGAAGAUGGUAAAUAAAGGCAGUUAUGGGACGGCUAUUAAGGAGUUGAGUGAGGUGUGA